Messenger RNA from Heterobasidion irregulare TC 32-1, 321 nucleotides. RefSeq lists its product as uncharacterized. NCBI's taxonomy places the organism in Eukaryota, Fungi, Basidiomycota, Agaricomycetes, Russulales, Bondarzewiaceae. The transcript has 2 exons. The coding region runs from base 1 to 321 and encodes 106 amino acids. The record is from RefSeq and is a predicted model, not a curated record.
AUGGGCAAAAGCGCCAAACUCCACAAGCGCACGGAACAUCAUCGCAAACUCAAACUGGGGCUUCUCUCUACCUUUCGAUCGCUACGCGAGCAGAAAAAGACAACCACGAGCCUAGUAACCAAGACCGGUGGGAACGCGCAUUCCGAGCAAUCCGCCACUAUCAUGACCGCUAAGAAAAAGGCUGCGCUCAAGGGCAAGACGGGUAAUCGCAAGCCUGAAUCGGAAGGCCAUGUCCUAGGAGGCGCGGAUUAUGUGGAUAUCAUGAUGGGCGGCAGGCGCAGGGCGCGGCAGGCGGCGACGAAGCUGCCUCAAGAUGACUGA